AUGCAGGAAGUUAAGGAAAAAGCCAAUGCACUUUGUCAAGUAACAUCUCCAAAAACAUUACUUCUGCCACACUGCACCUGGGAUAAGUUUGGCGAUAUUAUGGCAAACAACGGUGGCAAAAUUAUGGGUCUUUUCGACAAGCUAGUCUCAUUCUUUUCAAUAAUGAACAUGUAUUCAGCCUCAAAGGGACAAGUACAAGAUAAUAGAGAAUAUCAAGACUUUCUCCAGCUGUUCACAGGAAAAGCAAAAAAUAGAGAGACAA
This is a messenger RNA of Paramuricea clavata, 262 nucleotides long. The record is from the annotation of a GenBank genome assembly. Lineage: Eukaryota; Metazoa; Cnidaria; Anthozoa; Malacalcyonacea; Plexauridae.